GGCUGGCUUACUUUCGGUUUAGUGAGUUACGGUUCUGUUGUCAACCGUUAGUCAAAUCAAAUCAAAAUAAGUCGUUUUUUAGGGGACAUCAUAGGGUAAUGGGAGCUGCCUUAAAAAGUACGGAGGUUUUAUUUCCGUUUAAUGUACUUUUUGUGAAGACGAAAGCCGGUGAAAAUGAAUAUUUUGUUGACGUUGGUUCUGGCUGUCCUUGGUAUGUCUGGUGUUGGUGCAGAUGAAGUGUCAGUGUUUGUGAAGGGAGAUUCUGUUACUCUAUACAAUGAUAGCAAGGCAAAUCAUCAAGAAAAGACAAGAUGGUAUUUUAAUGGCAUUCAGAUUGCUUUUAAUCACUGGAAAUGAGAGGGAAAUCUGUUCAGUUGCUGAGUGUAAGGAGAGAUUUAGUGACAGACUGAAAGUGGAUAAUCAGACUGGAUUUCUGACCAUCACAAACCUCAGAACCACAGACUCUGGAACUUAUAAAUUAAACAUUAUCAGCAGUGGCAGCUACAGUGACAAGGUCUUCAACAUUUACGUACAUGAUGUUCCUGAACAAGAUGAAAUGAACAGAAACUCAGUGAAGGAGGGAGAAUCUGUUGCUUUAAAGCUUGGCGAAGAUGGGAAAAUGAAGGAUUUGCUGCUGUAUUUCCGUGACAUUCUCAUCGCUAAAAUCACUGGAAAUCAAAGUAAAAUCUGUGAAAAUGAUCAGUGUGAUAAGAUAUUCGGAAACAGACUAAAGCUGGAUCAUCAGACUGGAUCUCUGACCAUCACAAACAUCAGAACAACAGACUCUGGACCUUAUAAUCUACAGAUCAACAGUAGCAGCUUCAGCAUUAGCAGAAAAUUAGCUGUAUUAACUGUCAUAGGUUCAGGUCUGUCUUCAGCUGCUGUAGCAGGAAUAUGUGCCGCUGCUGCUGCUGUUUUUGUUCUGCUGUUUAUUGCUGGCAUGAUUUACUAUCACAAGUGUCGUCAAGCAAGACGAAAUGUUGCAGGGACAGAACCCAGGACGCAGUACAUUAAUCAGGAUAAUGGUCCUAUGUACUUCUCCGUUGGUCAGGCUGUCAAUGGAUCACCAUCUGCUGCUAAUGGGAUGUUGCUUGAAGGACAUGUAGCUUGAGCUACAAGUGAGACAUCAGUUUGACUUUUAUUAUUUUGAAGGAGAGGAAGGGGGCAGUUGAAGCUCUUGCCGCUCACAAAGCAAAAGUGUCAUGAUACCAAGAUUUUGGAAGUCAGCACCAAUACCGGUAAAAUUUGAAGUGGGACAUUCACAUUGACUCCAUUGUGAAAAGGCCCAGCAGAGGUUGUACACCAGCUGAAGUUUAUGCUGAAACAGUUCUACUCUGCCAUCACUGAAUCUGUCCUCUGCACUUCAGUAACUGUCUGGUUCAGCUCAGCUACCCAAUCUGACUUCAGAAGACUACAUCGGAUAGUCCUGACAUCUGAGUGAAUCGCUGGUACAAUCCUUCCCCACUCUCCAAGAACUUAUCCAGAGUGAGCAAAAGGGCUAGGUCGACGCUAUUGAGCACUGAGCACCAGAACGGCCAGACACAAGAACGGUUUCUUCCCUCAGGAAAUCCAUCUCAUGAACACUUGACAACAAAUGUGAAACACAUAUCACUAUUAUACAUUAAUUUGUACAUAGUAAAUUGUCUAUUUCAUAUAUUGUAUUUUUGCUAUUUUGUACAUUGUCUAUUUUGUAUAUUGAUC
Labeo rohita (rohu) is the source of this 1701-nucleotide messenger RNA. RefSeq lists its product as uncharacterized. The transcript has 6 exons. The coding region runs from base 278 to 1111 and encodes 277 amino acids. Lineage: Eukaryota; Metazoa; Chordata; Actinopteri; Cypriniformes; Cyprinidae. The record is from RefSeq and is a predicted model, not a curated record.